Messenger RNA from Symbiodinium necroappetens, 6857 nucleotides. Lineage: Eukaryota; Dinophyceae; Suessiales; Symbiodiniaceae. The record is from the annotation of a GenBank genome assembly.
GACAACGCCCACGGCUACGGCAACAACGGAGGCCAUCGCGAGUGGCAGACUUGGGGAUCGGUCUCUUCUGGUCCAGGCUCUGCAGAUGGAGCUGGGAAUGAGCGGGAUUCAAAGGACCUUCCUGCUGCAGGCCAAUGGGGUCAUCAAGUUUCCGGAGGAGAAGUUUGGAGCUCACGCGAGGGAAGCCUCCCUGGCGGAUGGGGACCCUCUUCGGAUGCCCAAGGCAAGAGCUACAAUGGACAGAAACUCGACGCGACCAGAGGUCCCUCAGAGCGAAUGGUGGUUCCCUCUUUCUCUGGAAACACUGGCGACAGCGGCGAUGACAUCGGGACGACGGCCAGGUCUUAUUUGAGACAGGUCGCAGCAUGGAGGCGAAUGACCCGCCUCGGAGAGGAACAACAAGGCCUCACCCUGUACCAGCACCUGAAGGACAAGGCCUGGAUUGAUGCAGAAAGAUUGGACAUGGACCAGCUGGCUUCACGCAACGGCGUGGACUAUCUGGUCGAGUGGGUGAGAGAAAGGUACCUUGAUGUUCAAGUCACGCAGGUGGGCCGAAGCUUGUCGGGAUUCUUCAGGAGUCUUCGCCGUAAAGCGAACCAGACGGUGCGGGACUAUAUGGCAGACUUCGAUAGGGCUCACUCUCGACUGCUCGAAGUCGGCUGCUGCCUCCCCGAUGUGGCGGCAGCUUGGGUGUUCGUGGACCGUAUGGGCCUAGAGGAGCAGGCGGAACUCAAUUUGCUUGCUUCGGUAGGCAACCAGUAUUCGCUAAAAGCUCUCCAACAAGCUGCCAUUGUUCAUGAUCGUGGCCUCAGGAAACCAUGGGAAACUCAGAGCCGAGCUCCCCGCAAGGAGUGGAACAACAACAAGAAGCCCUUCUCGGCGAACAUGGCCGAUGCCGAGGACAACGACCUCUUCGACAUCGACGAGGCCCCUGAGGAUGAUGCCGACGAGGAUGGACCUGUACCUGAGGAAGUCGCUCAGGACCUAUAUCAGGCUUACAUGACACAUGCUACAGCUAAGCAGAAGUACAGGGAGAGUGCAAAGCUGAGGGGAAGCGAUCCAGAAAGCCUCAAGUCCCUUGCAGCCGAGAAGCUCAAAGCUGCAAAAGCCCGCUCGUUUUGCGCGGGCUGUAAGAGGCGCGGGCAUUGGCACAAGGACGCCAUUUGCCCGCUCAACAAAGGGGCCGGCGCUACAACGACUUCUACCAGCGCGACCCAGAGCCCUUCCUCAGCAGCCUCGCCUAAGGACCCCGUGAGAGCCAAUUAUCCAUGCCACGUGGUCCAUGUCACUUGGGAGAUUGAGCCCGGCAAGCCUCAGGACUUUUUGGCCAUCACCGAUACUGCAUGUUCAAGGUCGGUGGUGGGCGCCAGUUGGAUCGACUCUUACAUUGCGGAGACCCGGAGGCAAGGAACGGAGCCUCUCUUCAUUUCCUGUAAAGAGGCUUUCAAGUUUGGUGCUUCGAAGGUGUUCAUGGCAGCCUACGGCGUGAUCCUUGGAUUCGAGAUCGGUGGACAUAAGAUCGCUUUGCGAGUGGCGGUGGUCAAUGGCGAGGUCCCGCUUUUGGUGUCGAGGGGAGCCCUCGGCAAAAUGGGGAUGGUGCUUGAUGUGGAGGACAACACGGCUUCCUUCAAGAAGCUAGGAGUGAGGAACAUGGCUCUCUCCUUGACUGAUUCCGGCCACCCCGCUUUUGUCGUGAAGCCAGCCGUUCUGCCCAAGUCAGAUGGCACAAGUUCCAUUUGGGAUGUUCAGGAGAUUCAGAUCUUUCCACGCGAGGCGGCAUACAUGGGCGUUCCUGAGGGUCUAGGGUUUCAAGGGUCGGUGGGCGAUGAACGUGAUGAAGAUGAUCUGUGUUCGUCUAUUUGGAUGGUGAGCUCUCGUGAUGUUCCAGGCCACAACCCUGAUGAGCUGGAUGCUUCUCUUGAACGAGAUCCCCGAGGUUCCUCAGGCUCCUUCAACAGCAUCUUUUACCCUAAGAAGAUUGGGAACGCCACGAAGAACCUCCUUCUCGAUGUGACCUUCAAUCCCGAAACCUUCGCGUCAUGGUGGUCUACAACAAACAUCUCCAAUGACUUCUGGGUCGAGAAUGAAGACAUGCUUGUACGAGUACAUGUAAUUCCCCGCAGAGCCUUCUUCAGCCCCCUCUACUGGAAAACCACAAACUCCUACCACAAACAAUCACUGCUGCAGAGUCUGGGUACGGUACGUACGAUCAAUGCCAUUUCGUGUAAAACACACAGGGAAUUUGCAGCUAUUCACGGCACAUGGGACAGCAGUGCAGAUGAUUCAGCUUUGCCGAUGCUUUGGGUUGGAAGGAGCGACCUUCUCACGGCUCCCGUGGUCACGCGAGCGAAAGUUCUCUCCGAGUUCACGAAGGCCGAGCUGAUUGCGGAGGCCACGGCGCGAAACCUAUGGUUCUCCAGCAGCUGGACCACGGUCGAGAUCCGCUCCCUCAUCCAGGAAGACAGAAAGAACCCGUCGGGCAACCACCCAGCCGACAGUGGGAUGAGCAAGAUGACGGUGGAUCAGCUGAAGGAGAGAGCAAUGGAGUUGGGCUACCACCUCCCGCCGUACGCGACGAAGGGGACGAUCAUGAGGAUCUUGCGCGACCAGAACGGGAUGGGGCCCUCGUCCAUUCUGGGUUUCGGAAGGUUCAAGGGCAAGAUGUUCAGCGAGACCCCCGAGAGCUACCGCACCUGGGCCCUGAGAGAAGUGAACAGCAACGACAAUCCCUCCGAGGACCUGGUGAUGUUCGCGAAUUGGUGGCAAGGGGAGUUGCACCGAUGGCGGGAAACGCCGUUGAGCAGGGCAUCCCCGUCGAGCGCGACGGGCUACUUGGACCCGGAGGAGAAUGCAACGAUUCCCUACGUCGAGGACGCGAGCUCUACUACAUCAUGGGACAUGGUGACCAAGGAGACGCUCAGCACGACGAGGCCCAAAUCGAAGGCGGCUCCCGCCCAGGCCCCGAGGACGCCACCGCGGAGGAGACCGUUCGAGAAGGAUGGGGCUCUGGUGGCCCACAUGGAGCAGGAUAUCCCCGCCGAGGUGAACGACGAAGUGAGGUAUUUGGAGGAGAUCGCUGAGGCGGAGAGCGGGGGCCACGAGGAAGAGGAGGUCUACUACGAGUGCGAGCCUGACAAGGAGGACGUUUUGGAGUAUUCCUACGGCAUGAGCGACCAAGAUGGAGACUUCGAGGACUACGACGAGGCCAUCGCCGAGGACGACACCGACGACAUCAUGCACGACCUCCUCGGGAUCAAUGCGAACGAGACGAUGGCGGUGAUCGGAGGCGACCACGUGGACGAUAUAAACUCUGGAGGCAGCGGGGAUGUAUUCCAGCGUGAGACCACCGGAGUGGGCAAUGCAAGCCGAGGACUACGGAGUUCAAAAGAAAAGGAGUGUGAGCAGCUGGCCAAGGCGAAGCUCAAUAAUCAGGACUUCCUCUACGACGACCUCCUUGAGAUCGUGAAGAACCUCCCCCUCACCAAGGCAAAGAAAGGGAAGGCCCUCCGAAGAUCAGGUGGCCUAAGGUUCGAGUACUUCCUUGGCGGCAUGUACACGCACGGCAAUUUCAGGGGCUUGUCGAAGCGGUCGCGUUCUUUGCCGUGGACAACCAAAUACGUGAACGCCUUUAUGAAGAGCAAGCACCAAGGGGCGUGGACGUCGUUCGUCAUCUUCUACAAUUCUGCCACCGAGGUGCACACAGAUCCCCACAAUCUCCCGAAUGUUCCUGUGGCCACGGUUUCCUUUGGCAAGUUCGAAGGUGGAGAAUUGUGGAUCGAAGAUGCAGAUUUUGGUCCCGGCACUCCAGGCGCGGUGCAACGAGUUGAUGCAGCAGGCACCGUCCGCUACGGCAAGACGGUGAGCACCAAAGAGCAAGUCUACACCUUCGACGGCAAGAUACAGAUCCUCGGCUCAGAGAUGAACUCCGAGAACUACGUUUUCCACUUCGUGGCCUUCCUACUCAGCGAGGACAACUACCUGGAGCAGAUCGAGAUCGGGGGAGUGACCAAGACGAUUGAAGCUGCGGACAUGCAGUACUACACCGCCGAACCCUUCGCCUACGAGUUCGACGAGAGCCAGGACGUCAACACGAGUAUGGUGCAGGAGACAGUGGAGGCCUUUGACCCCGCGGUGAUCUGGGUGCACGGGGACAAAGCGAACAUCUUCCUCGCCGAGAUUGCGGAAAUUCUCUAUGAGCACGUCGAGAAAGGGAGGCAACUGGCUCUGGAAGCUCCAAGAGAUGAUCCCUGCUGGAACAGCAGCACGAUGAAGGAGUUGUUGGACCGAUAUGAGGACCGAUGUGUGAGACGAGAUACAGAACCCAACGUCGUUCGUAUCAACGACAUCUUCUACCACCCGACGCCUACGUCUACAGACCCCUCGCAUCCGAUCCUCGAGCAGUACAUGGCGCAACACCUCAACCAGGAGGAGAGGGACGAGGAUGCAGCGAACUCCUCGAGAGGAGCAGCCGCCAUCACGUUUGAGAAGGGCAAAACCAUUGCUCCCGAGGUCAGGAGCUCACUCAAGCGACUCCACCAGAAUCUUGGUCACCCAAGCAACGUAGACCUGGCGAGACAUUUACGCCUUGCAGGAGCAGACCCCAGUGUCGUUGAGGCCUGCAAACGCCUACGAUGCCAAGUAUGCGAGAGGUCCCAAAGGGGAUCGUCGGCCAAACCGGCCAAGCUCCCCAACCUCUUGGACUUCAACCAGGUGGUGGCAGUGGACGCUUUCUACGUUUACGACACGAACAAGGUGAAAGUGGAGCUGAUGAUCGCCAUCGAUGUUGGAACCAGUUUCAUUUCCGCUGGACCUUUGCUUGGUCAUUCGACGCCUACAAUGGAAGCUUCCUUUUGUGCCAUCUGGAGCAACACUUUUGGAGCUCCUGGAACCCUUGUCUUGGAUCUUGAGUCGGGUCUACAGUCCGGUUUGGGGCGGUACAGCGAAUGGCACGGAACUCACCUACGGCCUAUAGCGGGACAAGCGCAUUGGCAGAACGGUGCAGUUGAACGGGCGAUCAGAACCUGGAAGGAGAUCUGGGUUCGAUUGGUGGAUGAAAAGACAGCCACCUUCGACGAGGCUGGGAUGGUGAUCACCGCAGUCAACUCGGCGAUGAACACUCUACGCCGAGACAGUGGAUUCAGCCCGGCCCAGGCCGUGUGGGGCCGCGAUCCGAAGCUACCUGAAGACCUUCGCUCAGGCCCACAAGAUGAGCACGUCGAGCACAUCAUCAGUCACGAUCGCCAGCGAGCACGCGAGCACACUCUGCGUAUCUCUGCGAAGGAAGCUUACUUCAAAUGCCAGAACGAUGCCCGACUACGUCGCAGCUUGUUGCAGAGAUCGAGGGUAGCAGGGCCAGAGUUGGAAGUCGGAGCUCACGUGUUUUUCUACUGCAAGCCCAAGAACAAUAAGAACUGGGAGUGGCACGGCCCAGCAGUGGUGAUAGGGAAGGAAGGACCCAACACAUGGGUGUCCUUCACAGGGAGGUGUCAUCUCGUGGCGCCGGAGCACCUCCGGACAGCGAGUGCGGAAGAGCUCGGGGCAGCUUUUGCCCUACGGGCGACUCAGGAGGACCUACAGCGGCUACUCGAGCAGGACUUCGCAGAUGAGAACACCUUCGAGAAUGAAGACAUGGAAGUGGAACAAGAUCCAGAGCUUCAACCUGGAGAUGCCGAUCCCCCGCAAGACGAAGGUGGAACCCGUCGCCGUGUCAAUCCGACACAACCGCCACCGGUGACAAAGCGCCACCGUGUCAAGGGUCCGCCAAGCGAUGAGGCCAUGUCGGUGGAUCACGAGGUGUUCAUGAUGAAGCUCCCGAAGACCCCCAGAGGCCGCGAAAAGGCCCUGGAGAAGGAAAUACCGUGGAGGUUAAUUCCAGAAAGCCAACACGAGGCUUUCCGUCAAGCAGAACUCAAGCAAUGGCGCGAGCAUGUGGACCAUCAGGCACUACUACCCCUUUCGGUGGAGGAGAGCCGGGCGAUAGCUCAGGAUCGCCCGCAUCGCAUCCUUGGAAGCAGAUUCGCCUACAAGGACAAGCUGUGGUGCCAAAGGAAAACCAACCCUGAGGUGGGAUGGAAGCCGAAGGCGCACCUCGUCAUUCAUGGACACCGAGAUCCCGAUCUUAUGAAGGGGCUCGCGACGCACGCCCCGACGAUAUCUCGCCAAGGCAUACAUCUUCUACUACAAGUGCUGGCCAGCAACCUCAAAAAGGGAUGGCGAGGCUUUGCCGGGGACGUCACCGCGGCAUUCCUGUGCGGCGAACAGCUAGACCGCGAGUUGUUCUUGCGUCAGCCUGCUACCGGUUUGGGCGACCUCCACCCUGAGCAACUACUCAGGAUUCAGAAACCAAUAUUCGGGCUUGUAGACUCCCCCUCGGCAUGGUGGGCCAAAUUCCAUCGCACAGUCAAAGAGCUCGAGAUCCAGUAUGACCAGAGGAGAUGGAGGAUCGUCCAGAACACUCUGGACCAUUGCAUUUUCAUGGUGCAAGAGGUGAUCACCAACGCGACCAAGGACGACGAGGUCCUAGGCGCUCCUCAAGCAUAUUUGGGUGUGCAUGUGGAUGACGUUCUCCUGGUGGGCGACGCGGAACUGUGCGAAGUGGUGAAGGCGAGGCUCAGCGCAGAGUUCCCUAUCCGAGAAUGGGAGGCGGACUGCUUUGAGUAUGUCGGUUCCUACAUCGAGAUUUUCCCCGACAAGGUCAAGAUCAGCCAAGGAAGCUACGUGACGACGCGGCUCUUUCAAGUUGAGGUUGACCGCGAGAAGCCCGACCACUGCCCAGCAGAUGAAGUUCAGAGGCACGACAAUUUGUCGCUGGUUGGCGCUCUUUCAUGGUUGGCCAGUCAGACCCGCCCAGACCUCCA